AUGGGGGUAAAGCUGUAUCUGAAUGAGUUGCUUUGUUUGGGGCCAAACCGCUCUCGAUCAUCCAGCGUAUUUUACGCCAUACCUAUGGUAUCAGACUAUGCUAAACCAGCCGAAAAGUUUGAGAAAGACCCCAAAUCCGAGCAGGAUAAAUUCCGUGUAUAUAUCCCCAAAGCCUUGUGCGCAUAUGAUGACGAUGUCCUAAUACAAGAGUUUCCUGCUGCCGAAAAGAUUGAUCUAGUGGAUAUUCUCAAUACUAAAUUUAAGCUUUAUAAUAGAGACAAUGAAAAGAAGUAUUUCUCAAAAGUGGCUACAUCUACAAAAUGCUCUAUAUAG
This is a messenger RNA of Phycomyces blakesleeanus NRRL 1555(-), 333 nucleotides long. RefSeq lists its product as hypothetical. The coding region runs from base 1 to 333 and encodes 110 amino acids. Lineage: Eukaryota; Fungi; Mucoromycota; Mucoromycetes; Mucorales; Phycomycetaceae. The transcript has 3 exons. The record is from RefSeq and is a predicted model, not a curated record.